UUAUUCUUUAUACUAGUGUUUCUCUUAUGUGUGUUAAAUAUGGAACAAAAUAAUCAUGAAGGAAGGGAACUGAGGUUGGAAUUAACAAUUUGUCCACAACGACGAUGGUCACAUAAUUUUUAUUAAGUGUAAGAUGAGAAAAAAAAUGAUCACUUUUUGGGACUCAUUCCAACAACCAGCUGCAACCUUGUCUUGAAUUGACUUGGAAAUGUUUUCUCAGUGAACAAAAUUAGCUUGACUGGUAAUCAAGUUCAGUUUUAUUUAUUGACUGAUUUACUUCUUAACUGUCACAUACAAUGUGCAGUUCUUAACGUUCAGUCAGAAUUCUUAUGAAGACAGGCAAAUUGAUAGCACAAGAACCUUUGGAUAUUUCUUGUUUCUUAAUAAUCAAGUCUUCCACUUAAGCAUUCUUAGUGGUAUUCCUUUAAAGAAUUGGCAAGGGAGCUUAUUGCCAAGAAUCUGUGCCUCCAACCACUGAAAAGUGCUUAAAUUAUCAAACGAAGCAGCACUAUCCAGCUCAUUGUGAGAAAGAAAUUAUAUUCCAUAAUUAAUGCUGUUGACCCUUUCAGUCUCUUGUAAUUCCUCAAGUUGCCUUGAAUUUAGUAAGCAUUGCUUUUUCCAUCAGUCACUUGAACACAAAGUAGAUGUUUUGCUCAUGCAAAACUUUAUUGGGUUCUUUGUGAAAGGCUCUCUUGCCUCUGCAGUGUUGUUAGUCUGGCUUGAUAGAGCAGUUUUUGAUUGGCUAUAAUGAGGAAAAUUACACUGUGUAUUGUAUAUAGCUUUCUUUUAAUUCAAAGUUCAUAUACUUGGAUUAUCAAAGAAUCCUGCUCUGCGUGCCAGAAAUUUAAAACCAUUUGAAUUUCAUUUUUUGAAAAUAUUAUUUGGUACAUGUUUUUUUUCAGUGGCUGGACCAUACUUUGUUUUCCAUGUGCUUUUAGACUUGAUUUUUUGGUCAUUGUGUGUCAGUCAAAAACUGCUCUUUUCAGUAAUGAUUUAAGUAAGAACUGUUGAAUUCAUUUUACUUACUCCUAAACCCCUUUUCUUCAUUCAGCGGUGAUGGAAACUUCACUCAUCAACUGCACAAAAUAAAUACAAGAGUAUUUGUCUCAGUGUUGGUCGUUUAGAGAUACUGUAAUUCAAGUUUUAUUAUUGGUUCUAGUCCUGUGGAACAAAAUGUGGUCUCUAGCACGAUUUCAAGGCUAUGUAAUUUUUAAGAGAGGAUAUUUGAAUAAUUCAAGGAUUGAUAGCUGUUCAAAUUUUAAAACACUCAUUCAAGUGUUAUCCUCAAAAGCAACUUGCAUUCUUGAAUGUUUUGUGUAGGUUUUUGAUCAGCAAUUUAUACACCUGUAUGCACAGGGACCCUUUACAGUGGUCAAUUUUCUGAACCACAGAGUUGGAUUUUAAUCAUAAAAAAAAAAACAAACAAACAAAAAAGGUCGUACUCCCUAUAAGAAAGAGACAACACAUUCUACUAUUAUACUAAGAUAAAUUCCUCCAGUCAAAAAAAUUAGUCAAUUUCCAAAAAGAAAAAGAAUUUUGGAAAAGAAAACUUUCCUCAAAGUGUGAGGAAAGGUUAUUGAAAGUUCAUACUUGUAGAUUGUAGAAUACACAGUAAAUACUUAAAAUAAGAUGAACAAAGCCAGUACUGAUACUACACAGUGGUCGAUUACUGACCUCUGAAGAAUUUUUAAAUAGGAGAAGUGCUUGAGUUUAUCAACUAACUCGAUGCCAUGCCAAGAUGCGACGUCAGUGAGUCAUCUCAAGACUAGCCACUGGGUGGCAAAACACCCGAUCCAUCCCAUAUGAAAAAUGUGAGGACCUACCAGGACAUUAUUCAAGAAACAAAUCUUCAGAAAGAACAGGCGGAAAUCUUUCGUCAUCUCAAGGACCAAGCAGCUUCAGGGGAACUGCAAAGAGCUCAACCAGCUGCGGCAUCAAAACCAGAGAAGAAGCGUCGUAGAUGGGAUCAGCAGGCUUCUGGUGAUGAAACUCCAGCCAAGAAAAAGUCCAGCAGUUGGGAUCAGGCAGAGAUGGCAACUCCUUCUGCCAGUCGCUGGGAUGAAACUCCUGGACGUGUAAAAGGCUCAGAAACACCAGGUGUUACCCCCCACAGACCUGGUUCUGAAACACCAGGAGCCACCCCUAGUACAAGGAUAUGGGAAGCUACACCCAGCCAUGUGACCCCUGGACAUGCUACACCUGGACAUGCCACUCCUGGCGGCAAUACCACACCAGGUAUUUCAUCGACAAGGAGAAAUCGCUGGGAUGAAACUCCCAAGACAGAAAGAGGUGAGACCCCAGGUCAUGCCACUCCAGGCUGGGCAGAAACUCCCAGAACAGAUCGCACUGGUGCCGAGACACCGGGGGCCACACCUACUCCAGGAAGUAAGCGGCGCUCUCGAUGGGAUGAGACACCUGCCAGUCAAAUGGGUGGCACUACUCCCAUGAUUGGUACCAGUGGGGUGACACCAGCUGGACCUGCAGCCAUGCAGAUGCAGACACCUACCCCAGGACAAAUGGCCAUGACACCUGAACAGAUGCAGGCAUAUCGCUGGGAGAGGGAAAUUGAUGAAAGGAACAGGUACCUUUCUGAUGAUGAACUGGAUUCAUUUUUCCCCAAAGAGGGAUACAAGAUUCUUGAGCCACCUCCAGGGUAUCAGCCUAUCAGAACUCCAAGCCGCAAACUGACUGCCACUCCCACACCUAUAGGGGGGAGUGGCUUCUUCAUCCAGCAAGAAGACAGAUCAGCCAAACUUGUUGAAGAUCAACCUCCUGGUAACCUGCCCUACUUGAAGCCAGAUGAUGUACAGUACUUUGAUAAGCUGCUGGUGGAUGUUGAUGAGAGCACUCUAAGCCCAGAGGAGUUGAAGGAAAGAAAGAUUAUGAAACUCUUACUGAAGAUUAAAAAUGGCACUCCACCCAUGAGGAAGGCUGCCUUGCGUCAAAUAACAGACAAAGCUCGUGAGUUUGGAGCUGGCCCCCUGUUCAACCAGAUCUUACCUCUCCUUAUGUCCCCUACCCUUGAAGAUCAGGAGCGUCAUUUGUUGGUGAAAGUCAUUGACAGAAUCCUGUACAAACUUGAUGACCUUGUGCGUCCAUUUGUCCACAAGAUUCUUGUGGUUAUUGAGCCAUUGUUGAUUGAUGAAGAUUACUAUGCAAGAGUGGAGGGACGUGAAAUUAUUUCCAACUUGGCUAAGGCUGCUGGUUUGGCAACGAUGAUCUCUACCAUGAGACCUGAUAUUGAUAACAUUGAUGAAUAUGUCCGUAACACAACAGCAAGAGCCUUUGCUGUUGUAGCUUCAGCUCUUGGCAUUCCUUCUUUGUUACCAUUCUUAAAGGCCGUAUGCCGCAGCAAGAAAUCAUGGCAGGCACGACACACUGGAAUCAAAAUUGUCCAGCAGAUAGCUAUUUUGAUGGGAUGUGCUAUCUUACCUCAUUUGAGAAACUUAGUGGAGAUUAUUGAACACGGUCUGGUUGAUGAACAGCAGAAGGUGCGAACUAUCACUGCUCUUGCCUUGGCUGCCCUGGCUGAAGCUGCUACACCCUAUGGUAUUGAGUCAUUUGAUAGUGUCCUGAAGCCCUUGUGGAAGGGUAUAAGACAGCACAGAGGAAAGGGGCUGGCUGCAUUUCUGAAAGCCAUUGGAUAUCUUAUUCCCCUCAUGGAUGCCGAGUAUGCCAACUACUAUACCAGAGAAGUUAUGCUGAUCUUGAUUCGUGAGUUUCAGAGUCCUGACGAAGAAAUGAAAAAGAUUGUCUUGAAGGUAGUGAAGCAGUGUUGUGCCACGGAUGGUGUAGAACCACAGUACAUCAAAGAUGAAAUCUUGCCAGAUUUCUUCAAACAUUUCUGGCAGCAUAGGAUGGCAUUGGAUAGGAGGAAUUACAGACAGCUUGUGGAUACAACCGUGGAGCUGGCCAACAAAGUUGGUGCAUCUGAGAUCAUCAACAGAAUAGUAGACGAUCUCAAAGAUGAAAAUGAACAAUACCGAAAAAUGGUCAUGGAAACAAUUGAAAAGACCAUGGGUAACCUGGGCUCAUCUGAUGUUGAUUCCCGCCUUGAGGAGCAGCUUAUCGACGGAAUCCUGUACGCCUUCCAGGAACAGACUCAGGAGGACAUUGUUAUGUUGAAUGGUUUCGGCACAGUGGUGAAUGCUCUUGGUAAGCGUGUCAAGCCAUACUUGCCCCAGAUCUGUGGUACAAUUUUGUGGAGAUUAAACAAUAAAUCGGCCAAGGUCAGACAACAGGCUGCUGAUCUUAUAUCAAGGAUUGCCCAAGUCAUGAUGACCUGUGGAGAGGAAAAGCUGAUGGGUCACUUGGGAGUAGUGUUGUACGAGUACCUUGGAGAAGAGUACCCCGAAGUACUGGGCAGUAUCUUGGGGGCCCUCAAGGCAAUUGUUAAUGUUAUUGGAAUGAACAAAAUGACUCCACCCAUCAAAGAUCUUUUGCCGAGACUCACACCCAUUCUCAAGAACAGGCACGAGAAGGUACAGGAGAACUGUAUCGACUUAGUUGGUAGGAUUGCAGACAGAGGAGCGGAACAUGUCGGGGCGCGUGAGUGGAUGAGAAUUUGUUUUGAGCUUCUUGAACUGCUGAAGGCCCACAAGAAAGCUAUUAGAAGAGCUACUGUCAACACGUUUGGUUACAUCGCCAAGGCAAUCGGUCCUCAAGAUGUACUCGCUACUCUGCUCAACAACUUGAAAGUUCAGGAACGACAGAAUCGAGUGUGCACCACUGUAGCUAUCGCCAUUGUUGCCGAGACGUGCUCGCCAUUCACAGUCCUGCCAGCCCUCAUGAACGAAUACCGUGUCCCAGAGCUUAACGUACAAAAUGGCGUACUGAAGUCACUGUCGUUCUUGUUUGAAUACAUUGGAGAAAUGGGAAAAGAUUACAUCUAUGCUGUGACGCCUCUACUGGAGGAUGCUCUCAUGGACAGAGAUCUGGUCCAUCGCCAAACAGCGUGUGCUGCCAUAAAGCACAUGGCCCUGGGAGUAUCCGGCUUUGGCUGUGAAGACGCCCUCACUCACCUUAUCAAUUACGUAUGGCCCAACAUCUUUGAGACGUCGCCCCAUGUCGUAAACGCUGUAAUGGAGUCCAUUGAAGGCAUGAGAGUGGCUUUAGGACCAUCUAAAGUACUUCAAUAUUGUUUACAGGGAAUGUUUCAUCCGGCGCGAAAAGUUCGAGAUGUCUACUGGAAGAUUUACAACAGCUUGUACAUUGGGUCUCAGGAUGCUCUAGUAGCAGCAUAUCCCACAGCACCCAGUGAUGAAAAGAACCAUUUCUCAAGAUCAGAAUUAUCUUAUUUCCUCUGAUCUAAGGAGAAUAUCCAAGCAAUGGCUCUGCGCCGAACAUCUUUAGCCAUAGCAUCGUCAUUCGUUCAGUAAUUUAAUAUUUUAGCCUUUCUAGAAAGCGUGCAAGUGCCAUGCUGUACGUAACAGAACUUGAAGAUUUUCUUUUUUGAUUAGUUUUUUUGUUGUUGUUGUUGUCAUUGGGGCCUGAACCUAGAAUGACGCACAUCAAAUCAGUCUAUUUAACUAAGAAAUUUCAAACUUCAACUUACUAAAAAGACGCAAAAAAGCUGAAGAUGGUAUUUCGUUAGUGUAGAACCAUUGAGUAAACGUUAUACGAACUCUGAACUCUCUCUUUGCGAUGAAGUAGUCGUUAUUUUGCGACCUAUUGAUAAAUUUUAGACGCAAAAAUUUUAAUCGAAAGUGCUGCUGUGCUGGUCGCAAUUUCGAGAACUCUAUGUAAAGGUGUGAGAUGGUAAUCAGUCUAAAUUGUUAUAAACUGAACGCGGCUUUUGACUUAUUAUUUUCGUGAUAAGUUUGCUCAGGAUAAUUUUCAAGAGAAGUAGAUUUGUGAUUUAUGUAAGCUGAACUGCGAUUGAACGCAAUGAAGGGUGAAACUUGU
Stylophora pistillata is the source of this 5904-nucleotide messenger RNA. Its product is annotated as splicing factor 3B subunit 1. Lineage: Eukaryota; Metazoa; Cnidaria; Anthozoa; Scleractinia; Pocilloporidae. Gene Ontology annotation, biological process: spliceosomal complex assembly. The record is from RefSeq and is a predicted model, not a curated record. Gene Ontology annotation, molecular function: mRNA binding.